AUGGCCGGGCGAACACCGAAGGACGUUUCGCCGGAAGGUGAGCGACGAACGCCGAGAAGUGCAAGAGGAGAGGCGAACAGGCGCCCACCAGUGCCCUUCAUUUCGGUGGCGGUCCGCAUCAGGCCCAACCUUUCUCAAGAGCCAGUUGCUCUUUGGGCCAAGUCCUCUCCGAGCUCCCAGCGCGUCUGCUGUCAUCGUGGAUUCUUGCUCGAGGAGUACGAAUUCUCCCGAGUUUUCGGGCCGGAAGAUGACAAUCGGACCGUCUUUGAUCAGAUCCAAGGCCCCACGCUGACUGCCAGCGUCUUCCAGGGUGUGAACGAAACGCUCUUCGCUUACGGCCAGACCGGCAGCGGGAAGACACAUACCAUCUUCGGCAGCCGCAGCGAACCUGGGUUCCUGGAGCUCUUUGUCCGCCGCUUCUUCGACGUGGCGCCAGCCAAAGCCGCACUUUUCGCAGGCUGCUAUGAGGUCUUGGGAGACUCGCUGACUGACCUGGUGGACUCGCGACGAUUCCUCGCUGAAGGAAGCCUGCAUCACGAGGACAUCGUGCACGAUGAGCUUUUUGCUAAAACACAGCGUUGCAGUUAUCAGAUUGUGCGCGUCCGCACGGCAGAGAUGUGUCUCAGUCUGCUGAACAACGCGAGAUGGAAUCGCACAUCAGGCGUUUCCUCUUUCAACGAGGACUCUUCCAGGUCUCAUGCCAUUGUACACCUCUUCGUUCAGAACCCUGGCUCCGAUGGAUGUGCCAGCAUCGGCACUCUGACCCUCGUCGACCUGGCAGGGACAGAGAAGGAGCACGAGAAUCCGUCAGAGAAGGGCCGCAAGUGCGCGCGGCUGCUGAACACCUCCCUGUCGUCUUUGAAUCGCCUUCUCAGAAAGCUACAAACUGGCAGUCUUGGGGAAUCGGAACGACGGCAGAGUGUUCUCAACAAGUGCUUGUGGGAGUACUUACGCCCGGGCUGUGGGAUCGCGCUGGUCUUCUGUGCAAGUCCACUGCUGCAGCAUCGAGCUGCCACGCUGUCGACCCUCGCAAUGGCGACAGACAGCAAGCUCAUCCAGAGUCAGCGGAAGUCACAGUACGUGAACAUGCCCAGCCCACGGCAGACCGGCAGAGCCCAGGCUUCUUCGCCUUCACCUGCCGCAGCCGUGGCUCCUGCAGGUCCGGGCAUCCGGGCUUGA
Messenger RNA from Symbiodinium sp. CCMP2456, 1179 nucleotides. The record is from the annotation of a GenBank genome assembly. NCBI's taxonomy places the organism in Eukaryota, Dinophyceae, Suessiales, Symbiodiniaceae.